AUGGAUGGGGAGGAAGGGUUUCAGCUUGUACCGACAGCCUUUACUGUUGAGGCUUCUAGAAAGGCACUUGCUGAAAUGGUUAUAAUAGAUGAGUUGCCUUUUAGGUUUGUUGAAGGGUAUGGGUUUCAAAGAUAUGCAACAACCUUACAACCUAAGUUGCGAAUUAGGGAUAUCCCAUCUCGUCAAACUAUAGCUAGGGAUGUGAUUAGCAUUUAUGGUGUUAAGAGAGAGAAACUAAGGGGGGCUUUGAAGGGUCGUAAGGUGUGUCUUACUACAGACACAUGGACGAGUAUUCAAAAUCUGUGUUAUAUGUCCCUUACAAGUCAUUUUAUUGAUGAUGAUUGGAAGUUACAUAAGAGAAUUUUGAAUUUUUGUCAAGUUGAAGACCAUAAGGGAGAGACCAUAGGUAGAAAGAUUGAGUUGUGUUUGCGUGAGUGGGGUAUUAAUGGCAUAUUCACUUUAACAGUGGACAAUGCUAGCUCAAAUGGUGCCACUAUUAAGUUUUUGGAGAAUGUAAUUAAAGAUUGGGAGGGGACUGUUUUAGAACAUGAGUUCUUACACAUGAGGUGUUGUGCACAUAUUCUAAAUUUGAUUGUGGGGAAUGGUAUGAGAGAAAUUGAUGCAUCCAUUGCAAAGGUGCGUGAAGCUGUGAGGUAUGUGAAGUCCUCACCAAAUAGGAAUCAAACUUUUGUGGGUUUUGUGGAGAGAUUAGGUAUUGAGUCUAAGUCUCUUCUUUGUCUAGAUGUACCAACUAGGUGGAACUCUACCUACCUCAUGUUAGAAACCGCACAAAAAUUUGAAAAAGUGUUCAUACGUAUGGACUUUGAGGAUGAUAGUUAUUGUUCAUACUUUAUGAACAAGGAGAAUAGUGGUGGUAUGGGAUCUCCUAGUAGUAUUGAUUUUCAAAAUUGUAGGAUAUUUGUGGGGUUUUUGAAGCUUUUUUACAAUGCCACAAAAAAGUUUUCAGGUUCUUUGUAUGUUACUGCCAACACCUUUUUUGAUGAGAUGUUUGUCAUUCAAGAGAAUAUUUCCAAUUUAAGUAAAUCACAAAACCACCUCUUGAAAAACAUGGCAACUAAAAUGGAAUCUAAGUUUGAUAAGUAUUGGGGGAAAGGGGAUAAAAUGAAUCAUCUCUUGUAUGUGGCUGUGAUUCUUGAUCCAAGAAAGAAGUUGAGGUUUUUGAAAUUCUGUUUUUCUGAAAUUUAUGGAAAUGAAGUGGCUGAUGUGAUGGUUGAAUUGGUGAGGGGUGCCUUGGUCAAGUUGUAUGAUUUUUAUUCUCGUUUUGAUUCAUCAAAUGUACAAGUAGCAAGUGAGAGGGAGAGGACACACAUAGAAGGUUUGAUCGGUUUUUGGAGGCUGAGCAGUCCAUAG
Messenger RNA from Quercus lobata, 1371 nucleotides. Its product is annotated as zinc finger BED domain-containing protein RICESLEEPER 2-like. The record is from RefSeq and is a predicted model, not a curated record. The coding region runs from base 1 to 1371 and encodes 456 amino acids. The transcript is spliced from 2 exons. Lineage: Eukaryota; Viridiplantae; Streptophyta; Magnoliopsida; Fagales; Fagaceae. Gene Ontology annotation, molecular function: DNA binding.